AUGGACACUCGGACUCAGGCGUCCGAAACUCAGCAUUCUUACCCCCCCAGUCCGUGGACGUCGACGACACCGACAACUCCAAACGGGCUGACGGCGCAUACCCCGGACGGGUCCCAGGACGCUGCCGCCGCGAACCUGCAAUUCACUCCUCCCAUCGACAUCCUCCCGCUGCUCCUCUCUCCUCAGCAGUCCCUAUAUCACGCCCAGCUCCUUCAUUACAACAAGCUCAUCUCCCCGGCUCGUGGGGGCGGCCUGCAGUCGGCGCCACUUCCCCCGGUUGUGUCUUCUCCCCACGUACAGGCUACGUCUAGGUCGCGAUCUUCUAGCAAAGCAUCGCUGAGGGAUAGCACCACCACUCCUAAGGGAAAUACGACUGGAGGCCAUGGGAGCCGCACACACCAGGGCUCAGACAAAAGCCGAACGGUUAUAACGUCGAAAGAGGUGCCGCCCAAGAUGCCUGCGAAGCUAGCGGCCGAUGCGUCCAAGAACUUCCACCACCGAGCGAUAGCUAGAUCCUCGUCGCCCCAUGGGCUCUCCCAUUCCAGUUCUGUGCCAUCAACGCCGCAUCAGCAUGCCCGCCAAUUCUCCUUUGAAUCCCGGGAGCCAUCGCCCAACAACGGCAACAAUCACUCACCGCGCUCAGCCUACUCCGAGACGAACAGCGCAUUGCCCUCGCUGCGGCCGCUGCCGCCGCGAUUAGGAGGCUGCAAAUAUGAGACAGCGCAGGUAAAUUCGAGGAGGAGAAUACCGUACUCGACUGGAAGCGAGCGCUUGGAGAAGCUGGAUUUGAAAACCGUCAAAAGCAAGCUAUCAGAGAGCGAAGAGAAAAAGCUGGCCGCAGAUAUGAAUGAAAUUUACAACAAACUGCUGCCUACAGAUAAAAUUGAAGAGGAUAGGCGGAAGCUGGUUAACAAGCUGGAGAUGAUAUUCAAUGAUGAGUGGCCGGGGCACGACAUCAAAGUGCACCUUUUCGGCUCGUCUGGUAAUCUGUUGUGUUCAGACGACUCUGACGUUGAUAUUUGCAUUACGACGCCAUGGCAUGAGAUGGAAGACGUCUGCAUGAUAGCUGACCUUCUUGCCCGACGGGGCAUGGAGAAGGUUGUUUGCAUCUCUGCAGCCAAGGUUCCCAUUGUCAAGAUAUGGGAUCCUGAGCUCGGCCUUGCGUGUGAUAUGAACGUUAACAACACUCUGGCGCUCGAGAACACCCGAAUGGUGCGGACAUAUGUUGAGACCGACCCGCGCGUACGGCAGUUGGCCAUGAUUUUGAAGCAUUGGACGCGGAGGAGGAUUAUCAACGAUGCUGCUUUUGGAGGUACUCUGAGUUCAUAUACUUGGAUUUGUCUUAUUAUCGCGUUUUUGCAGCUGAGGAACCCUGCGGUUUUACCGGCGCUGCACCAAUUGCCACAUAAGACUACCAAGCCGGAUGGGGCUGUCAGCGACUUUGCUGAUAACCUCAAGAAACUCAAGGGGUUUGGCAACAAAAACAAGUCGAGCGAAGCUGAACUUCUCUUUCAGUUCUUUCGAUUUUAUGCGCAUGAAUUCGAUUACGACAAGCACGUCCUUUCCGUACGGCAGGGCAAGCUGAUCACCAAGCAAGAGAAGAAAUGGCACUAUGCUAUGAAUAACCAGCUUUGCGUAGAAGAGCCGUUCAACACGUCUCGCAACCUCGGCAAUACGGCAGACGAAUACUCGUUUCGUGGCCUUCACAUGGAGCUCCGAAGGGCGUUUGACCUGAUUUCCAACGCCAAGUUGGAAGAGGCCUGCGAGCAGUACGUUUAUCCGAAAGAGGAAGAGAGAGUUUGGUCUCGGCCGGCCACACAGCCUCGGCCGGCGCUGCUGCGGAGUUCGUCGCAAACUCAUCCUUCUGGACGAGGCGGUCGCGGUGGCCAUCGCGGCGGCCGACAUAGCAACAACUAUCACCGCACCGGCGGGUCAAAUAUCAGGAGAGCAUCAUCAACUACGCCUACCUACGACCCGAACAUGUUUGUCCAGCCUGUCAACAUGCAGCAGGAUAUGACAUGGUUUGCGGCUGCCGCUGCGGCUGCCGCUGGUAACCAGUACCCGUUCCCAUUCGCUCAGCAGGACUUGAUGCAGAUGGCCUACCAGGAGAGCAUGCGCCAGCAGCUGCACCAUCUCUAUGCGCAGCAGCAGUCGCCGGCAUUCAUGGCCCACCAAACCAUGGGUCAGCAGAGGAUGUCUCCCAACAACACGGCAUCUGGCCAGCAGCCCCCCACCGAUCGAUCCCGAACAAAUUCGUUUGAUACUGCCCCAAUCGGUGCCACGUUGCGGCCUGAUUUAUAUGCCCUCUACGGCAUGGGCAUAAAUCAGCAGUUCUACGCGCAGGCAACGGGCUAUGGAACCUAUCCCUCUUCGCCGGUAACGUCCAACGGCAUCGGGCCAGAGUUUCGCCGUCCUUUGCAGAGAUCCACGGUUACAUCGGAUAAUGGCAUUUCAGCUUCAUCGAGCUCACUAAGGUCACAGUCUCAGCCUGCCUCGCGAUCGCCGUCUACGGCACACAGCCGGGCUGCCUACACCCCCGGUAUUGGUCCUUCAAGCGUACCAGGCUAUGCUCCAAGACAUAUGCAUGGCGUGACCAUUCCCAACUUCAUGUCCGACGAUGCUGAUCUAGAUGACGGAUCGAAGGCCUCUUCAGAUUCGCCACAGUCCGAAACAGAGAACAGAUCUAAUAAUGGGCUCUUGGGGGCACGGGGUUUGAGUCCAAGCCAGCAUUCGCUACUACCCCAUAGCCAUAGUCCUACGACGAACGGCAUAGCAUUUGGGGACGUUGCAAGCCAGUCAUCCAGCCCAAGAAGGCGUCGGUUGUCGACAGAUCAGCUGCCCCAAACCAUAUUGGACAGGCGGAUGAGGAGGACCUCUCGGUCACCUUCACCCCUCGACCAUUCUCGGACGAUUCCCUCGUCGCCUCUUGCCACAGCCCCCUUCCCUGGAGUUGGCCAGGCUCAGAACAAGAAUGUGGCGACGAGACCUGUAGUCGUCAAUGGAUCGGGCCUCAAGAGCAGUAUGAUUGCCGCGUCAAAUCAGGGACAAAAGGACUCCUUGGCAGCCGAGGAGUGUGCCAUGGCAAAGAUUGAUAACGCUCUGCACAUCAAUACGAUACCGUCAGCGACUGGCGCAGACGUGCAGAGUAGCCAGCCAUCGCUGGCACCAGCCCCUUCCCUGCCAGCGACGGCGGCAGAUCGUCCACCUGUUAUUGUUAACGGCUCUAAUAGCAAGCCAGCUAUGCCUCCUGCCGAGGAUGCUUCGUUUAGAGAUAGAAUUGCCAUGAUGGGUUCAUAUCAGACGGCUCCAUACGGGAUGCCGCAAGAUGUUUUACAGGCCAAUGGCAUGACGAGACUUCCGCCCUCGACAAAACAGCGUCUCAUGUCCAGGCAAGCCCAGAACGGCGUGAUUGCUCCUCUGGAUCUUGCCAUUUCUGAUCACCGCAAAGCUAUGGUAGCCGAGAUAGCCCACCUAUCUCCUGUCUACGAGACCCAGACGUCAUCUCCGACUGCCACACGGAAGCCAGAUGCACCCGCGGUCAGCACCGGCAAGACUGUCCAUGAAAAGGUAGACGCUAAGGCAGACAUCAAAAUCACUCAUGAGGAGACGGCUAAACCCGCGGCCAAGGCUGAAGACAAAGUUCAGCCGGCUCGGGAGAACCAGAAGUCAUCAAAGACGCAAAAGUCAACAGCUCAGAGCAAUCAGCGUAACAAUACCCAGCGUGAGAAUGGUCACGUUCGAAGUGCCAAGAGCGAUGGCGACAGCGGCUGGCAAAAGGCCGGCAAAGGGAAGAAGAAGGGUUCGAGUGGGCUUGCGCAAGCCGCGCAUGCGGAGCAGCCACCAAAAAGCGACUCGGAGCGAAAAGGAGGCUGA
Trichoderma asperellum CBS 433.97 is the source of this 3873-nucleotide messenger RNA. RefSeq lists its product as uncharacterized. The record is from RefSeq and is a predicted model, not a curated record. NCBI's taxonomy places the organism in Eukaryota, Fungi, Ascomycota, Sordariomycetes, Hypocreales, Hypocreaceae. Gene Ontology annotation, biological process: RNA 3'-end processing. Gene Ontology annotation, molecular function: nucleotidyltransferase activity.